UGUAGCUGCACCAACAAAUCGAAGCAGCCAACAAGGAUGGCGCCGUCGAGCAGCCACCUCCUCCUCUCCGCCGCCGCCCUGCUCUCCCUCCUCGCCGCCGCCGCCGCCAGCGCCGCGACCUACUGCGUGCCGGGGCUGGCCAUCCCGCACAACCCGCUGCCGAGCUGCCGGGCCUACGUGACCAGCCGGACCUGCGGCUUCGGGCCGCGGCUACCGCUGCCGGUGAUGCGGCGGCGGUGCUGCUGGGAGCUGGAGGAGAUCGCCGCCUACUGCCGGUGCGCGGCGCUGAGCGUCCUGAUGGACGGCGUGAUCCCGCCAGGCGGGCAGCUGGAGGGCCGCCUGCCGGACCUGCCGGGCUGCCCGCGGGAGGCGCAGAGGCGCUUCGCCGCCACCCUCGUCACGGAGGCCGAGUGCAACCUGACCACCAUCGUCGGCGCCCCCGAGUGCCCCUGGAUUCUCGGCGAGGAAACGAUGCCCUCCAAGUAA
This is a messenger RNA of Panicum hallii, 486 nucleotides long. Its product is annotated as trypsin/factor XIIA inhibitor-like. NCBI's taxonomy places the organism in Eukaryota, Viridiplantae, Streptophyta, Magnoliopsida, Poales, Poaceae. The transcript has a single exon. Bases 37 to 486 code for a protein of 149 amino acids. Gene Ontology annotation, molecular function: serine-type endopeptidase inhibitor activity. The record is from RefSeq and is a predicted model, not a curated record.